ACUGCAUCACUUGUAUAUCUUUUACUUUCUACCCACUCUCCCGCAAGCCCCAACUCUUUUUUAUUUCUUGUUUCAUAUAAUUUCGUUGCUGAUCUAAAAUGGCGGGUCGGGGCAAAACUCUCGGAUCCGGAGCCUCGAAGAAGGCGACAUCGAGGAGUAGCAAGGCUGGGCUUCAAUUUCCGGUGGGUCGUAUAGCUCGGUUCCUUAAGGCUGGGAAAUAUGCUGAACGAGUCGGCGCCGGAGCUCCGGUUUACCUUGCCGCUGUUCUUGAAUAUCUUGCCGCUGAGGUUCUUGAGCUUGCCGGAAAUGCAGCGAGAGACAACAAGAAAACCCGAAUUGUGCCACGCCAUAUUCAGCUAGCCGUAAGGAACGAUGAAGAGCUAAGCAAAUUACUUGGAGAUGUCACGAUUGCCAACGGUGGUGUGAUGCCCAACAUCCACAAUCUCCUCCUUCCUAAGAAAGCUGGAACUUCCUCAAAAGCAUCUGGAGGUGAUGAAGAUUAGAUUAUGUCAACAGUUUAGACUCAUAAAACCCUAAGGGAAUCCCCUAAUUUAUCUCCCUCUGUUUACGUGAUUCUUAGAUUGAAACCAUCAUGGGUAUUAGCUUUGAAUGUUGUUUCACUUAGUUCUUUAUUUGUUAAGUUUGUAGUUUAUUGAUAGUGUUUAGUUAGUAGGUAGCUUUAGGGGUUUUUGGUUGAAUGUGAAUAGAAUGAAUCAUCAAGCAUUAUCUUCUACUUUAUAGAAGGGUUGUGAUCCAUUUUUGUCAUUUUAUUGUUCAAUCAUUCAUUAAUGAAAUGAAUGCAACACUAGAGUUUCAA
Molecule: messenger RNA, 817 nt
Organism: Gossypium raimondii (Peruvian cotton)
Lineage: Eukaryota; Viridiplantae; Streptophyta; Magnoliopsida; Malvales; Malvaceae
Product: histone H2A.6
Exons: 2
Coding region: 99-503 (134 amino acids)
Cellular component (GO): nucleosome
Molecular function (GO): protein heterodimerization activity; DNA binding; structural constituent of chromatin
Source: RefSeq, a predicted model, not a curated record